Molecule: messenger RNA, 567 nt
Organism: Dictyostelium purpureum
Lineage: Eukaryota; Evosea; Eumycetozoa; Dictyosteliales; Dictyosteliaceae
Exons: 2
Coding region: 1-567 (188 amino acids)
Biological process (GO): thiamine metabolic process
Molecular function (GO): ribonucleoside triphosphate phosphatase activity
Source: RefSeq, a predicted model, not a curated record
AUGAAAAGUCUUGGUAAAAUGAUUGUUGCAAUUGGAAGUGAAAAUAAGGCUAAAAUUAGAGCAGCACAAUUAGGAUUUGAUCAAGCAUUUAAAGAGUGUCAAGUUACAAUUGUUGGAUGUAAAGCAGCAUCAUUAGUAUCAGAUCAACCAAUGUCUGAUGAAGAAUGUAUUAAGGGUGCAAUUAACAGAGCUAAAGAAUCUUUAAUCAAAGUACCAGAAGCUAAAUUUGGUGUUGGAAUGGAAGGUGGUGUAAAUAAUAUUAAAGAUCCAGUCGAUAAAUGGUAUGAGUGUGGUUGGAUCGCUGUAGUUUCACGUGAUGACCCAGAGAAUAUUGGUAUUGCCUCAACUGCUAGAUUCGAAUUACCACCAAAAGUAAUGCACGAAAUCAUUGUAAAUAAAAAAGAACUUGCAGUUAUCAUGGAUGAAUUAACCCAACAAACUGACAUAAGAUCAAACGAAGGUGCCAUGGGUGUUUAUACAAACUCAAUAUUACAUCGUGACCAUAUUUACUCACACGGUUUAAUAUUUGCAUUAUCUAGAUUUAUAACAAAACCAGAAUAUUGGUAA